CCGCUACGUCAGUUUGGACAUGCGCACUAGUGCGGUCAGGGCAGCUGCUGAUCGACGAGGAGAAAGCUAACCUGCAUUUCGGUGGAUUCCCUCAAAAAUACAAGCGUUUGUACUGGUGUAACAUCAGAUAUGGCCCGUGGGCACCAGAAGAUCCAGUCCCAGCAGAAAAAUGCCAAAAAGCAGGCCGAGAUCAAGAAGGCCAAAGGGCAUGACCAGAAGGCAGCAGCUAAGGCUGCUUUAGUAUACACAUGCGCUGUGUGUCGGACACAAAUGCCUGACCCGAAAACCUUCAAGCAGCACUUUGAAAGCAAACAUCCGAAGUCUCCAAUGCCCCCAGAGUUGGUAGGCGUGGAGGCUUAAUUGAGUCACCUGUCUCUCAGUAAGACGGUUGAAGCUGAUUCAGGAUGGCCUUUCACACCUUUGGAGUCAACAUGUAGUGAUUCACAUAACAUAUCUUCAGUAAAACCUUGGUUGUUCCUCCACUUUAUUAAUUGGCUUUUGAGAGUUAUCAUGGGAUGGUACUUCCUGGUAAUUAUCCCAUCUAGUUGUUUUUUUUCCCUAGCCUUCGCCUGCCAGAUUAUAAUGGACUGAAGGUACAUAACUAACAUCCACCCUCUCUAGGCUUGCUCCAAAAUAUCUGCAUGGUCCAUUUUUGAUUGUAAAUGAUCAUUUCAAUAUGUUGAACUCAAACGACCGGCUUGUCAACACUACACAUCUCAGGUUGAAGGACAAGCUUUGGAGAUAUUGAGUUGGCUUGGCUUAAUAAAGUUGAUGAUGAUAAUUGGAAGUCAUCCACAUCUAGUUUUAUGGAUGUUUGACAGGAAUAAACUUGUCAUAUAUUAGGUUUUGGCUUAGAAUGAUCAAGAAUGGAGCUCUUACAAUGAGUUUGAAAAGGCACAUUUAAAAACUCUAAUGUGCUAUUUGAAUUCCUGGUUGAUUCUGUUCUGCACUGAUUUUAUAUAUUUUUUUUUUUCCUCAAUAUAAAGAAUAUGUUGAACACACUGUGCUACACGGGUACUGAAUCUGCUCUUUGUAUCUGCCCCUCACAUAUUCAUGAAGCAUAUCUAGUCCGAGUGCCGUGUAUUGUUGUAAAAGGCAGUGCAGGUCUCACCACAGCCAACCCUUCCAUGACUGAAUUGCUUGAACCUUGUUGCAUUAUGCAUUGUGUCUGUUAAAAAUGGAUCUGUCAGUUAAGAUAAUUGUUUAUAGUGGUUGUUGUGAUUUAAUAAUAUUGACGAGCUACUCCUUUUCCCCCAGUUUGUCGUCAUAAGUACGUGACCUCAUUGUGCACAGCUGUAGUUGCUAAUGAUUUAGUUCCUCACUGUUGAAUUGUGCUGUGUAACUUGUCAUUCCUCCAUGACGUGUGUGAAAACAGACGUAUUUCAAUUCUGAACCUGCAUUAAAGGCUAAAAUUACACUGUAAGUUAACUUGGUUUUUUUUGUUAGUUUCCUAUCAUAUAGCAUGCUUACAGAUAGAUUUAAUUUAUGGAAAGGAAUUAUUUUUCAAUACAUUUGGACCUACCGGUCUUGAACCACUGACAUUGUAUCACUGUGCUAAAGUCUGGACUGACAACCAGCCAUGUUUUUACUUUUGUAAUAAUCAUAUCUUUGUCAGCGCAAUGUAAUGUAUAGCCUUUUA
This is a messenger RNA of Cololabis saira (Pacific saury), 1639 nucleotides long. RefSeq names its product zinc finger protein 706. The transcript is spliced from 3 exons. Lineage: Eukaryota; Metazoa; Chordata; Actinopteri; Beloniformes; Belonidae. The coding region runs from base 130 to 360 and encodes 76 amino acids. The record is from RefSeq and is a predicted model, not a curated record.